This is a messenger RNA of Bactrocera dorsalis (oriental fruit fly), 2226 nucleotides long. It is a transcript of the gene lovit, whose product is annotated as proton-associated sugar transporter A. The coding region runs from base 259 to 2124 and encodes 621 amino acids. Gene Ontology annotation, cellular component: membrane. Gene Ontology annotation, molecular function: sucrose:proton symporter activity. Lineage: Eukaryota; Metazoa; Arthropoda; Insecta; Diptera; Tephritidae. The record is from RefSeq and is a predicted model, not a curated record. The transcript has 8 exons.
AUAUGCACAUAUUUGACCGGUCGUACUAUGUUUCGUUGGUCAUGAAAUAGUUUUUUGAGAGUUCAGCAAGGAAACGAAAUAGUUAUUGUGCUGUGUAUUACUAGUAUUAAGUCAAAAGAAUAUUAUUAGUUACAUAAAUUAUGUACAUAUAUUGUUAUCCUUACUCGUUAUUUUUCAUAUAAUAAAACCUCUCAAUUUGUAUAAAUCGAAUGUGAGUUUAGAAGCUGUAAAUAAACUUUUAUAAAUUUUUUAAUUACAAUGGAGAAAUUGAAUGAAUACGAGGGUUUUUCUGGUCGGCUACAUCACUGGCGUGAAUCUUUUAAAGAACUAAUUUUAACACAAAGGGAAAGGGAUUCGACAAACAUUUUUGAAUUUUUUAAGAAUGCUGCGACUAAAAAUUUAAGUGGAAAUAUUAGCGCUACUCAAGAUUUUUCACACAUAUACAGACAUAAAACUCGCAUGGAGUUCGUAAGGAUUUCUGCAGCUGUUAUGGGCAUUGAGUUCUCGUAUGCCGCUGAAACUGCCUUCGUUUCACCAACUUUGCUAAAAAUUGGUAUAGACCAUCAACUUAUGACUUUAGUAUGGGCUUUAUCACCAUUGAUAGGGUUCAUUGCGUGCCCUUUCUUAGGCUCGAUGAGCGAUCGCUGUAAUCUAAAUUUGGGACGAAGAAGACCUUUUAUAAUUUUGCUGUCAAUAGGAGUUAUUUUUGGACUUCUUUUAAUACCUAAUGGGGAACAAUUGGGAUACUGGUUUGGUGAUGAUUACCAAGAAUUGCACUCUUCAAUAAUUAAUGUAACAAAUACAAGUUUAAAUAUGGUAUCACAUCGUGUGACUGCUUCACAAAAUGAAAUACAUUCCGUACCACAGAAUAAACAUCCUUGGGGAAUCUUUUUCACUGUUUUGGGUACAGUCUUAUUAGACUUCGACGCGGAUGCGUGCCAAAGCCCAGCUAGAGCAUAUUUGUUGGACAUAUGCCUUCCAGAGGAUCAUGUUAAAGGGCUUUCUACUUUUACAAUAAUGGCGGGCUUAGGCGGAUUUAUGGGGUACUCAAUGGGAGCCGUCGACUGGGAUACAACAAUAAUUGGUCAAAAAUUAGGUGGCCAUAUAAAAACAGUAUUCACAUUAGUUACUUUCAUAUUCAUUUUUUGCGUAACACUAACAAUUACAAGCUUUAAAGAAAUUCCAUUAUGGGUUAUAGCGAAUUAUGCAAAUGACAAACAUCAAAGAGUAAACACCUCUAAUGAUGACAUGGAAGCCGUAAAUCAGUUAACAUUUAACGAUGAGGAGGUAAAUGAUGGCCGAAAGUGUUCAAAUGGAUCGAUUACAUUUAAAGAAAAGGAAGAAACCGUGAUUAACGAAACAAAUAUUACACAAGAUAGCUUGGCGUCAUCGAAAUUGAAUAUUAAUAACACAAAUAAUAUUCAGACCGUUGAAAAUUUAUCACACUACUUGUACACUAUUAUAUAUAUGCCACAUUCUUUGCGAAUGAUUUGCUUGACAAACUUGUUCUGCUGGAUGGCUCAUGUCUGCUACUCUUUAUAUUUUACGGAUUUUGUUGGUGAAGCAGUAUAUAUGGGCGACCCAAAGGGUCUUGAAGGCAGCAACUCACAAAUAAAAUACGAAGCAGGAGUACGCUUUGGUUGCUGGGGAAUGGCUAUGUAUUCCUUAUCAUGCGCUUGCUAUUCGUUAGUGAUUGAAAGGUUAAUUAAAAAAUUAAGCGCUAAAGUGGUUUACGUUGGCGGACUGUUUUUCUAUAGCAUGGGAAUGGCAUUGAUGGCUUUAACGCGAGCUAAAUUGAGUGUGAUUGUAUUUAGUUGGACAGCAGGAGUAAUGUAUUCCACAUUAUUUACUAUGCCUUACCUACUAGUGGCACACUACCACUCUAUGGGAACAUUUGAACUUGAUGGAACUGGUACACCACAUUUAAGCUCCAACACUCGUGGGUUGGGUACAGAUAUUGCCGUUGUCAGCAGCAUGGUAUUUCUGGCGCAAUUCAUUCUCUCCAUUUGCAUGGGUACUAUAGUACGGAUAUCUGGAACAACGACUGCCGUAGUCGGCAUGGCCAGUUUUUUAAGCUUUUGUGGAGCAAUAGCUGCCACUAAAAUUAUGUAUCUGGAUUUAUAAAGGCUAUAACUCCAAGCACCAAUUUCCUAUUCUGCACGUAUCUUCAAUAUAAGAAAAAUUGUUCAUUAUAAGUCAGUGAAUAAAUAAUGGCAUUUUAAAUUA